Molecule: messenger RNA, 2287 nt
Organism: Amborella trichopoda
Lineage: Eukaryota; Viridiplantae; Streptophyta; Magnoliopsida; Amborellales; Amborellaceae
Source: RefSeq, a predicted model, not a curated record
AACUAAAUGCUAUUUUGUUGUCCUCAAAUCGAUAUUUAGGGUCUUGUUCUAUCUCUCCAUGCACCCCUUUCCCGCACACUUAAAUUCAAAUUUUGAAUCUUACCCACGACUCCCUCUCACCCUGAAAUUCGAUUUCUCUCUCUAAAUUCCUUAAAAUCCGAUUUCUCUCUCUAAGAAUCUUUCUAAAAGUAGCAAAAUCCAGUACGAUAUUAAACAUUAUUUACUUACUAAUAAAAAACUUUUUCACAAUAACAUUUCAAAAAGAAGAAACUUUUUGCUCACUCUGAGCUCUACACCACACUUGAAACAUAAAUCCAAUGUGAAUUUUGAAUACAAAAUAACAUAAGACCGUUACUUUUUAGGGUCUUUUGCAGGGAAGAAGCAAGCGUUUUCACAUGCUUUCUGCCAGCUUUCAUGGCGGAUUCAACCUGUGUUCUUCAUCUCCCUUACCAUCCCGACAAAACCCAAGAAUCAGAUUCUAAGGGGAAGAUGAUGUUAGGGGAAUCCAUAUCUUUUGGUAGGUUUGCAACCGACCCUUCUGUAUCUUGGGAGAAAUGGUCGGCUUUCUCUCACAACCGAUACUUAGACGAGGUCGAGAAGUUCUCCAAACCUGGCUCUGUAGCUCAAAAGAAGGCUUAUUUUGAGGCUCAUUACAAGAGAAUUGCAGCUAAGAAGGCUGCAUCUUUGCUUGAGCAAGCUCAGAGUGUUGAAUCGAAUACUCAGGCUGAGAAAUCCAAUGCAGUUGCAGAAUCGGAAGAGUUAGGGAUCUCUACUGAUGAAAAUGCUUGUGAGAAUUUAUCUCGAUGGAAUGAGGUUUCAGUGUUGGAAGAGUCCAAGGUCCCUGCUAAUGAGCCAGCUUGUGAGAAUCAUUCCCAAUGUAAUGGGGUUUCAGAGUCGCAGAAGUUUGAGGUACUAAGUACCAAUGAGAGUCAAUCUCAAUGUGAUGAGGUCUCAGAGUUGGAAGACUUUGAUGCCCCUGCUAAUGCGAAUGCUUGCGAGAAUCAAUCUCAGAAUGUAGAGUUUACUGCGAUUCCUGAACCUACAGAUUUGGAUGGCUGUUUUCAUGGUGAUAUGAUGGAUAAAGCCGAGGUAUUUGGAGAGGAGGUCGCAUUGGGUAAUGAAAUUACAUCGUAUUUGGCGCCCGUUAAGGAGGAGGAAGGUAUUGUUGAAGAGAAACUGAUCAUUUCAGAUGGUCAGGCACAUGUUGAAGACUUGGUACAACUUAGGGACGACGGAACUAGGAAGCCUGAUGCCAGGAUAGAGCCGGGUAGAUCCGACCAAAUAGACAAGUCACCUCUAAAGGAGAACUGUAGUGCGAAUCGGGAGAAUUUUGCUGGAAAAGAUAAAAAUUUAGUACAGACCCCAUUGCCAAGAGAUGCUCAAAUCAUGAGGAAACUAAAGCUGCAUCAUGCUUCUCCAGCAAAACCUGCACCAUUUAAUAACAAGAAGGAGAAUCGAUGCAAAUCCAAAAGUGAGAGGGAUUCAAAGCAGAGUUCACAAGGAAAGAGGUCAGUUCAAAAUUCAUUGCACAUGUCACUCAGUUUGGCACCAGGAAACUCCCUUCGGACUCUUGAGAAAAUCCAUCAAUCUGAGGUAUCUAAUUCUGGAAGAGUAGCGAAUAGCUCCCCAGUUACAAAGAACUCUAAUCUGGAAACAGGAAGGACUUUACUCUCUACUCCUCCUACUGGAAUCAGAAGAAGUUUUGUGAGUACCCCAUCUUCUUCUUUCAGCUUAAGAAGCGAUGAGAGAGCUGCUAAACGUAGAGAGUUUUUUCUAAGACUGGAGGAGAGAUCAAAUGCUAAAGAGGCUCAGAAAGCACAGCUUCAGGAGAAAACCAAGAAAGAAGUGGAUUUGGAGCUUAAAAGGCUACGCCAAAGUCUUAAUUUUAAGGCAACAACAAUGCCAGAUUUUUAUGGGAGUGUAACAGAAGUAGCAAAGAAGCAGAUCAAGAAGAUCCCUUUGACACGGCCUGUAUCGCCCAAGCUGGGGAGGAAGCUCCAUUCCAAAACAACCUUGGGCCUAGAGUCUUCUCGUCCUCCAAAGCCUACUAAUACCAAGAGUGGUGGUUCUAAGGUUGCUUCCAAGAAGAGCCCCAUUGUAGAGAAGCAGACCGGUUUCAAGUGAUGUAAAAAUGAGAGAGAGAGUGUAAUGGUUUUGGUGUCCUUUGGCUAGUGUUAGUAGCUCCAUCUUAAUUCUUGUAUUUCUCAUUGGAAUGCAAUCCAAUAUAUGUUCUUCCCCUUUUCGAGGGUGAAAUUUUCAAUAUAUAUUUGGCAUUUUCUUCUUACCA